AUGAUCCACCACGAUCGUCAAUACACCGCCCAAGAAUUCGGUACCCGUUUCAACAUCUUCAAGAAGAAUAUGGACUUUGUCCACAAGUGGAACGCCAAGGGAUCAAGCACCGUCCUCGGAUUGAACUCGAUGGCCGAUAUUUCCAACGAAGAGUACCAACGUGUCUACUUGGGUACCCACAUUGAUGCCUCCCAAUUCAGACAACAAGCUGCCUCCCACAAGCUCGGUCGUACUUUCAAGGUCCAAGCUGCCAACGUCGAUUGGCGUGCCAAGGGUGCCGUCACCCCAAUCAAGAACCAAGGUCAAUGCGGUUCAUGUUGGUCAUUCUCUACUACUGGUUCCACUGAAGGUGCUCACUUUAUCAAGACUGGUAAUUUGGUCUCCCUUUCCGAGCAAAACUUGAUGGAUUGUUCCAAGCCAGAAGGUAACCAAGGUUGCAACGGUGGUCUCAUGACUGCUGCUUUCGAGUACAUCAUCAAGAACAAUGGUAUCGAUACUGAAUCCUCAUACCCAUACAAGGCUGAAGACGGUAAGAAGUGUCUCUACAACCCAGCCAACUCUGCUGCUACUCUCUCCUCAUACGUCAACGUCACCACUGGUUCCGAAUCCGAUUUGGCCGUUAAGUCUGGCCUCGGUCCAGUCUCUGUUGCCAUCGAUGCCUCCCACAACUCUUUCCAAUUGUACUCCUCUGGUGUCUACUAUGAACCAAAGUGCUCCCAAACCCAACUCGACCACGGUGUCUUGGUUGUUGGUUAUGGUUCUGAUGCUUUGCCAUCUGCCGGUGUCUCUGCUGGAUCUGGUGACUGGUGGAUCGUUAAGAAUUCCUGGGGUACCACCUGGGGUGUUGAAGGUUACAUCUACAUGUCAAGAAACAGAAAUAACAAUUGCGGUAUUGCAACUAUGGCUUCAUUGCCCUCUGCCUAA
Molecule: messenger RNA, 924 nt
Organism: Heterostelium album PN500
Lineage: Eukaryota; Evosea; Eumycetozoa; Acytosteliales; Acytosteliaceae
Gene: cprE
Product: C1 family peptidase
Exons: 1
Coding region: 1-924 (307 amino acids)
Biological process (GO): immune response
Cellular component (GO): lysosome
Molecular function (GO): cysteine-type endopeptidase activity
Source: RefSeq, a predicted model, not a curated record